Molecule: messenger RNA, 1107 nt
Organism: Triticum turgidum subsp. durum (durum wheat)
Lineage: Eukaryota; Viridiplantae; Streptophyta; Magnoliopsida; Poales; Poaceae
Source: the annotation of a GenBank genome assembly
AUGAGACUGCAAUUUUUACCCUAUCAUAUGUAUACGGAAUCUGUCCAUUAUGUUAUCAAGAAACGACGGACGUUAGGUGUUCUAGCUGUAAUGUUGGCCAUUGUCCGGUGGCGUCGUCGACGUAGACAUUACAGUCUUAGAAUGUCUCGAAGAAAGUAUGGGCCAUUGGUUGAUAGAGAUCUGGAGAGGCAAAAAAAGUUGAAUGACCUGUACAAUUCAACCGAUAAAAAUUGCAUCAGUCAACUCCGGACGACGGGGCCGCUACGCAGUGGGUUUGAUGAUGUGAACAAACAAGUGAUGCUCUCCCAAUCUACUCUAGAUGGCUUAUCGGCCAAUGAUCGUGGAAUUCUCUCUAAACCGAUUCAGUUCUACGACAAGUUGAAGGAAUUAUUUAGUGGCUCGUCGGCAGAUGGCUCUUUUAUGCAAGACCCUUUCUCUGCAGCUGAAACUGACAAUGAUGAUAAGGUAAAAGAUGACAUGAUGAAUGAUAUGUCCACCUUUGUUGAAGCGAAGGGUCCAACAGGUCAUGACUCGGAUAAAUUAGAUACAGAUAGUGAUGAUUGUGAAGCGGUGGCUGCUCUUGCUGCAACUGAUAGUCAAGUUUCCUCGUCCAAUGUUGCGGCUCUAAAGCCUAACAAGAAAAGUUUCAAAAAAAGUGCAAAGCCAAAUACUCUGCCACCACCACAAAAUGAUAAAGCUAAAAGGUCAAAGCCAAGAUCAUCUCAAGCAUCACAAGAUGACACUAAUAUGGAUGUGCUGCUCACAAGUACUUUGAUGGGCAUACGAGAAACCCUUGCAAGUCCAGUACAGACGGUAGCCCCAAAGGACCCGAAUGCUCCUUUAUGGGACAUGCUCAAGAAGAUUCCGUUGCCACCUGAUGAGAGGAUGUCGGUCGGGAUGCAUCUAUGCAAGCCAGAAUUUGCAGUCCAUCGAGGUUUUCUUGUCAGCAUGGGUCAAGAAUACCUAGAGCGUUGGGUGUAUACAUACUUAUCUGACAAUUAUCCUGCUGGCAAACGUGUCGGCGAUGAUCUUGUUGGUAACCUUGGAAACAAAGAUCCUGCUAGUAACCUUGGCGAUGAUCCUGUUGUUAACUCUACCCCUUUCUGA